Molecule: messenger RNA, 2670 nt
Organism: Branchiostoma belcheri (Belcher's lancelet)
Lineage: Eukaryota; Metazoa; Chordata; Leptocardii; Amphioxiformes; Branchiostomatidae
Product: CUB and sushi domain-containing protein 1-like
Exons: 17
Coding region: 1-2670 (889 amino acids)
Molecular function (GO): protein binding
Source: RefSeq, a predicted model, not a curated record
AUGAAGACAGAGGCAGUCCUGGCGUCUGUGUUCACAGCCUUUCUGCUCAUCAUGGCAGCUACAACAACGGCUCAAGCUGCACAGUGUCCGCUACUAACGGCUCCUGCAAACGGUGCAAAGGAGGGCUCCAAUUACUACCGGGAUGUGGUCAGUUUUACCUGUGACGUGGGAUAUGAGCUGGGAGGUGAGGCGAGCACCACAUGCCAGGCAGACGGCACGUGGAGUGUUGCUGAUCCCCCCACUUGCACAGGUAAGAGUGGCCUUCCUGCGAACGGUGCAAUUACAUCGACUGGCAACAAUCUCUACGGGGACGAGGUCAGCUUCAGAUGUGACUCAGGGUACGAGUCUGUAGGUGAGACAAACAUCAUAUGCCAGGCAGACGGCACGUGGACUAAUGCUGCCACCUGCACAGCCGUGGAAUGUCCAUUACCGACUCUUCCCGACAACAUUGGCAUGACUGGCUCUAAUUACUACCUAAACGAGCUUCAUUUCUUCUGUUACCCCGGUAUUUAUCGUGAGGUCUACACAAUAGACAGUUCCAAAACCUCCGUCCGGUGUGAAGCAGACGGCACAUGGAAUGAUCCAUAUUAUAUUCCGAGUUCUGACAGCGAUUGCCAAGCCCGGGAGUGUUAUGACGAGCCAUGGGUUCCCUUGCACGGUUCAAGAAUCGGCUCCGACCCGUUCCUCUACCAGGAUGUGGUUCACUUCACCUGUGACCCAGGGUACGAGCUAGUAGGUGAGCCAAGCGCAGAGUGUCAAGCAGACGGCGAAUGGACUAGUAUUGAGCCCACAUGUAGAGCCGUUCAGUGUGCAGUGCCCAGACCUCCGCAAAACGGUGACGUCUAUGUUGACCAAGCACCCACAUACAACUCUGAGGCCAGGUUCUGGUGUGACCCAGGUUUCACACUUGGAGGUGAGAGUACCAUUACCUGCCAGGCUGACGGCACUUGGAGUGGCGAUGCUCCGGUUUGCACAGCCGUGCAGUGCCCCCAGCCAACCUCUCCAGACAAUGGCGAUAUGUCCGGAUCUUAUUCCUACCCGGAAGAGGUUACGUUCACCUGUAAUGCGGGAUAUCAACUUGUAGGUGCCCAAACCGUCACGUGCCGCCAUGACCGCACCUGGAGUGACAGCUUUCCUACUUGUACAGACAUUAAUGGCUGCUCUCCGAACCCGUGUCACCCCAAAGCUACCUGUGAAGACGUCACUGCUCCGGGGACGGGCGCCACGUGUACAUGUGAGAAUGGGUUUAUGGGGGACGGAGUCAUAGAUGGAACCGGAUGUACAGUGCAGCUUCCUCUGACGUUUACCGAGGUUGCGUUGGACCACGUCACCAUGUCCUGGACUGUCCCUGAUGACCUGACCAUCAUGAGGUAUCACGUCCGCUACGAACACGCCGGAGGCUUCUACGAGGACCUCUCUCCCCCACCGGCACCGGACAACACCACAGUAACGGUUAGCGGACUGUGGGCAGACACGGAGUACACAUUCACGGUCACAUCAUUCGGAGAAGGUGGUGAGGAAAAUGGACGAGGCAGUGGGACUAAAACCACAGCUAAGGUUGUGGUGAACGUGGAGUGCUCCCAGGGGACCAUGAAGGUAUCCAUUCCCUUAGCCGGGCUGCCAAACGUGAACGUGAACGACAUGCACCUGCUGGACUCCAAAUGUAAAGCUACGGUCGGUCCAACUUACGUGAGCUUGGAGACUGGCCUGAAGGACUGUGGGACUAUUGAACAAGUGAGAGCAAAUAUGGAAAAUGACAAGUUCAUCUUCAUGAACGAGGCCAUUGCUGAUCCAGUAACUCUUGCGAAUGGAGCCGUAAGGGGAACCAGCUUUAGAAGGAGGUUCCAAUGUGAGUUCCACCGUCAGUUCGUCAUCUCACAGGGAAGAGAGGUCAUGUACAACAUCCCAUCUCCCAGUGUGGAAAUCGUGGACGCAGAUGACGUCUUGACCUUCAACCUGAACAUGUUCACUUCUGAAGAUUUUAGCACUAUGUACGACUCCUCUGACUUUCCUCUGCGGAUGACACCCUCUGACCGCCUGCACUUCGGACUGAGUCUGGACUCAUCCCUUAAUGUCCUGGAGCUGUUCGCCCUCCACUGUGCCGCAACACCAACCACAGACCCGAACUCUGAUCCAAAAGUCAGCAUUAUUCAAGACGGUUGCCUGGUGGACCCGACCUUAUUAAUGGACAGCACCCGUUCGAACGACAUGGCCAUGUACUUCUCUGUCGAUGCCUUCACUAUUCCCAACGCUGAUGAUUCUCGUCUGGUGUACUUCCAUUGCACCAUGCUGGUCUGUUUAAAGGACGAUCCCGACUCGCGGUGCAAUGGCGGAUGUGUCCCCUCCUCCCGGCGCAAGCGGGCUCUGACAGACUCUCGCGAGAUCCGAGUCCGCCGCGAGAGCAUCAGUGAGCGCAAGGCGAACAUCUCUCAGGGACCAAUCAUUGUUGAGGAGACCCAAGAAGCAGGCACCGCCUUCCCCACCAUAGGCGUUGCCAUGGGGACAGUAGGUGGCUUCUUAGGCGUAUUGCUCCUUGUUGCUGCCUUGGGUCGGGGGAGGAAGAAGCGUCAUCAGAACAUCGAAGAAAUGGCCGGACGUCGUAUCGACCUUGACACCAACUCGUUCCUGUCAUGGAGCCAGAUGCAUAGAUGGGGACCAAGACCUCAGUAG